Messenger RNA from Trypanosoma conorhini, 1569 nucleotides. RefSeq lists its product as uncharacterized. The coding region runs from base 1 to 1569 and encodes 522 amino acids. The record is from RefSeq and is a predicted model, not a curated record. The transcript has a single exon. NCBI's taxonomy places the organism in Eukaryota, Euglenozoa, Kinetoplastea, Trypanosomatida, Trypanosomatidae.
AUGGUGGAGCCGCACCUCUUCACUGGACCGGAGUUCGUGCUGGAGGUCCCGCUGGAGCACCCGCAGCCGCUGCAGCCAAGUGUAUUGCUGCAGCUGCAGACGGAGCUGUAUAACCUUCUCACACCGACUGUGCGCCGCAAGCUGCAGGCAACGUACGGAGGCAGCAGCAGCAGCAGCAGCAGCGGCGGCGCGGUGCCCCCGCCCCCCGAUCGUCUUCUCUUCAUUGACGCUGCGGCGACGCCCCUGGCAGACGCGGUCGGGGAGGAAAAAUAUGUUCAGCUUCUUCUUCUUGUCACGGACUCGCGUGCGGCGGCGGAGCUUUUCAGCAUUGGGCUGAAGAAUCCUUUUAUUGCCCUGCCGCACCGCAUGCGGCUGCGCAACCAGUACGCGGGCAGUGGUGGAAAGCCCCGUGGCACGCCUGCGGAGAUCUUGCGAAGGAAGGAAUCCCUGCGGUCCCGCAUGAACUUCGACGAGGACCUGUGGGAGACGCUGCAGAGGUCCCUCACGCCGGAGUGGCUGCAGGAGUUUGAGUCGCGGCACUGCCAACUCCCUGCAGCAGACGGGGUGGCGGCCCCCAUGCGUGACACAGAGCGCCAUGCGCAGCGCGUGGAGGGGGUGCUGCGGUUCUGCGAGCGGGAGGUGCAGUACGUUGGCGUGAUGGACGAGGAGGGCAACGCGAGCCCCUUCCUGCAGGCGAUGGGGGUUUUCUACCGCCUCGGGCUCAGCUACCGGGACGCGCUGGUGCACUUUGUGCGGCACCCGCGGCGCCCAAUUCGGGCCCUGGCGCUCUUCAUCGCACGCUACACCGCCGCCCCGGAGGAGCUGGAGCCCUUCUUCGCCCCCUCCCUCACCGACGAGGUGACGAUUGCCUGCGCCGAGGACGCGAGUGUGACGACGUCCAUGCGGCAGCUCUGCGCCGACCUCCUGCUGUGCGACGAGGUGUGCGAGGCGUGGCCGCCGACCUACCACGCCUACUGGGUGGAGCACAAGCUGCGCCCCAUGAUGCACCGUGUCGAGGCGGAGUGGAAACGGCGCGAGGAACUGCGGCAGGCGCGCGCGGGCGACGGCGGCGACGCGCGUGCGGCGGCCACCCCCCCGGGCAACGCAGCGGGAGGGAAAACGGCCGCGAGGGUGCGGGGGUCGGGCACGGGCGUCGGCGUCUUUGGCUUCCGGAACCUGGCGGAGCUGCAGGCGUACGUGCAGGAGAAGGAGCGGGUGCUGGUGCCGCAGCGCAUCCUCUCAGUCGCGGCGGCCCCACCGGAGGGCGGCCUCGACGACGUCUACGGCCGCGACGACGACGACGGCGGCGACGACGACGACGACGACUUCCUGAUCAAAGUGCGGGUGGAGGGUGACGGUGCGAAGAGCGCGGCCCACCCUCCGCCAAGAGCCGCGGAGGAGGCGCAGGGGCGGCCGCGGGGCGCGGAGCGGCGUAAGCGGGCGCGGGAGUCGGCCGUCACCACCAACACCCGCGCCCUGGUGGUGACGGGGGCGUACCGCACGGUGCUCCGCCUGCUCGGCCGCACCGAGCCGUUUGACAGGCGCGGGGAGCACUACUUGGCGUUCUGA